Anolis sagrei ordinatus is the source of this 1461-nucleotide messenger RNA. RefSeq names its product XK related 8 (gene XKR8). Gene Ontology annotation, biological process: apoptotic process involved in development; phosphatidylserine exposure on apoptotic cell surface; engulfment of apoptotic cell. Gene Ontology annotation, cellular component: plasma membrane. NCBI's taxonomy places the organism in Eukaryota, Metazoa, Chordata, Lepidosauria, Squamata, Anolidae. The record is from RefSeq and is a predicted model, not a curated record.
GAAUGGUGGGAGUUGAACUCCAAAACGCCUGGAGGGCCUAAGGUGGCCCAGGCCUGCUCCUUAAUGUGGCAGCGUAGAUCCAGCCAAGCUCCCCCGGCCCUUCUCGGCCCCUCCUUCGCUCCCUCCCUUCCUUCCUUCCUUCCCUCCCUUCUUCCCUCGGCGAGAGCCAUGGCCUGGCCUCCCCCGUUCCGCUCUUGGGACCUCCUCUGGUCCCUGUUGGGCGGCGCGGCCUUCCUGGCGGACCUGGGCGCGGAUGCCUGGGUGGCCAUCCGCUUUUGGCAGGCGGGCCGCGCUUCCUGGGCCGGGCUGGUGCUGGGCCUAGCGGGCCUCUCCUCGCUAACCGUGCAGGCCUUCAGCUGGGCCUGGCCUCGGGGCGACGCGCCGGAGUUGCGGCGAGGGCUGCCCUCAGGCCCGGCCUGGCUGGCCUUGCACGUCCUGCAGCUGGGCUACCUGUACAGAUGCCUCCAUGCCUUGAAGGUGGGUUUCAACGUCUGCCGGAUGAAAGUUGCCACAGAAACAGAGCGGGCCUAUGCCAUUUUCCUGUCCCAUGAUAUUAGCUUACUACGUCUUUUUGAGACCUUCCUGGAAAGUGCCCCUCAGCUCACACUGAUGCUCUACAUUAUUCUGUACACAAACAAAGUGGAGAUAUUUCAAGUACUUGGCAUUUGCACAUCUUUCUUCUGUAUUGCCUGGACGCUCUUGGACUAUCACCAAACUUUGCGCAGCUUUCUACAGGAAAAAGACAAGCUGGAUUUUCUGUCUUCAGUCCUCUACUUCCUGUGGAACUUCCUGUUGGUGUGUCCCCGCAUCCUGUCUCUUGCUGUCUUCGCUGUGCUCUUCCCAAGCUACAUUUUCCUUCACUUCCUGGGCGUUUGGUCAGUCAUGUUUCUCUGGGUCUCAUUGCAAGGCACGGACUUCAUGGAGAAUACCUGUGAAUGGGCUUAUCGGGCAGUUGUAGCGGUCAUCCUCUAUUUCUGCUGGUUCAAUGUGGCCGCAGGGAAGACGUGCCACCGUUCAUGCAUUUAUCACACAUUUAUUUUGCUGGACAGCAUUAUCCUCUCUGUCUCAUGGCUUUGGCACAAUACUCCCUUGAGCAGAGACUCGUACAUGAUACAUGCUCUCAUUGCUGCCUUGCCCUGCUACUUGCUUGGCAUCCUUCUAAGAGUCAUCUACUACAAAUUUUUCCACCCAACAGUACAGAAUGUAUCCCCAAACAUUUACGAUGAAGUGGAUACCCAAGGGACUGUGAGUGACAGAACCAUUGAUUUGCAGAUUGUGGUGGACCAUUGGAUAUCCUCCAGUGUCAUGAGACAUGUGAAUCAUCGAACGUACAAGCUCUCCCAAAACUUCUUUGUUGACACUUUACAGGGCAAGCGCCCACCCCAAAAUGGGACUCUUGGGGAUGUGUAUUUGUGAUCUUUACAUAUCAAGAGCCCAAUAAAGGCAGAAUGUUUUAGACAA